AUGUUUUAAAACAGAUUAGUAAAGGACAAUAUAAUUAUUUAAUAAAAGAUAAAGUGAUUUUAAUCAAGAGAUUUUUUAUUAUGUCAGUGGAUAAUUUUCGUAAUUUCAAUUUGGUUUCCUCUUGGAAACCGCCGUUUCGUUGUGCGGUUUGCGAAAAGAAUAAGCUUGCUUUGAACCAAAACCAUCGCCCAUUUAUCCUGAAAUGUUUUCAUGAUGUUUGUGAGAAAUGUGUUAUCAGUUCAUUAAAAACAAGAUCCAUAUUAACAUGCAAAUUAUGUUAUAGUAAAACCGAAAUUAAAUCAAAGCAAAUGUUUCGUGAAGAAAUCGAACCAAGUCAUUUUUUGCGUGGUGUAAUAGGAUACACGCAACAUAUAUUGCCAUAUGAUAUGCAAUAUAUUGAACCACAAGCUGAUUGUUCUAAUGCGAAUAUUGAUAUGAUACCUAUGUUUGAUGAAAGUAAAAAUUACGAAUGCAAUGAAUGCACAAUUGCUAAUACACAAUACUAUUGUGUUCAAUGUAAUGUACCAUAUUGUUUAGAAUGCUAUGAGAAUAUUCAUAAAACAGCUAGAGUUUUAAAGAAACAUAACUUAGUUAAAAUCAAAACGAAAAUGAUACCAACUGAAAAAAAGAAUCCACAAGUGUGUGAAAAACAUAAAACAAUUUGUGAACAUUUUUGUAAAGCUUGUCAGAAAAUUACAUGUAAAGAUUGUAUACCAAUUAAUCAUAGCCAACAUCAACAUCGAGUGAUAUCACUAAUUGAUGAGAAUAAAAGAUUUAUAAAAGAGUUAAAUAAAAUCGUAGACGUUGUUAAAGAAACUAAAAUGAAUUAUGAAAUGGUUAUUGAGUGUCAAAAUAUUCAAGCUUUACCUUAA
Messenger RNA from Condylostylus longicornis, 872 nucleotides. Its product is annotated as E3 ubiquitin-protein ligase TRIM33-like. Bases 81 to 872 code for a protein of 263 amino acids. Gene Ontology annotation, biological process: positive regulation of DNA-templated transcription. The transcript is spliced from 4 exons. Gene Ontology annotation, cellular component: chromatin; nucleoplasm. NCBI's taxonomy places the organism in Eukaryota, Metazoa, Arthropoda, Insecta, Diptera, Dolichopodidae. The record is from RefSeq and is a predicted model, not a curated record. Gene Ontology annotation, molecular function: ubiquitin-protein transferase activity; zinc ion binding.